AUGCCGGUGGUUGUUGACUACGUGGAUUUUAGUGUUCUACAGGGAAUGUUACUGCUCGUUGAUGUCAGCAGAGCUCUUCUAAUUGCCGAUUUCGUCUAUGAAGUUAUCAUACAUUUCGUCGCUACUGCCCUCGCAAUCGUCCCCGUGGCUAUCUUCUGCGAAGCUUUCAUGCGUAUAUAUGGUAUCGAAGAUGAUGAUGAUUCAGACGCUUACGAUGGUAGAGAUCAGUUUCCGCCUCAAGACGUACACGAUUCCAAGGAUGACUGA
Molecule: messenger RNA, 267 nt
Organism: Babesia ovata
Lineage: Eukaryota; Apicomplexa; Aconoidasida; Piroplasmida; Babesiidae
Product: multidrug ABC transporter ATP-binding protein, putative
Exons: 1
Coding region: 1-267 (88 amino acids)
Source: RefSeq, a predicted model, not a curated record